AUGGCGUCCAAAGGGAAGUCGGUUUUUUCACGAAUCAUUCGCCGUGAACUUCCCGUUACGUUUCUUCAUGACGAUGAUCAGGUAAACCAAGAACGAUGUGUAGCUCGAACUCUCAGUCUCUACACUGACCACACUCGCACCUAUAGUUGCACACCUACAAAUUCAACAAAUUCAGCCUGCAGUCACUGCACUUGUAUGAUAUGGCUGGUGAAAACAAGGUAAUCUUGUAUUCAUCCUCUUCCCCUAUGGCACUCGUUCAUAUUCAAACUCCACGUGACGUGUUGGUGUGUGGAGAAUGGGAUAGGGUGAGUGUUAAAAUAUGGAAAAGAAAUACUAUGAAAUGGGUAGGAGCCGCUGAACAGGGUAUCAUUUUUCAAGGUCUGAGUUUUAAACAGGGUAUGCAAUUCCACUCUAUUUAUCGUCAGGAACAGGGUAUCUUUUUAGACAGGAAGCCUUUAAAAGAGUAUUAAGGUUGGCGAGAUGAGUGCUCUUUAAUUUUGUGGUACCAACAACGUUUUCAAAAAGAUACAAUCUCUUGACUGAAAUUUUAAAAAUUGCUUAAUUUUGCAUGUAAUGCACUUGUCACUGGAAACCCCCACCCCUCACCCCGGGGAGACGUGGGGCAUUAGACAGCUGAACGAAAAAAAGGAAAAAAAGCCCCACCUUUAAGGGGAGCAUCUUUAGUUUAAGCUCCGACUAAGGGUUUGGAUUUUUCAAAGAUAGGUUAACAUUUUCGACUUUUUUGCAUAAGCUUGCCAGCAGGAGUAGGUCCAUUGACAUCUGGUUCUGGUACCACAACUUCAUACACCCUAAAGUGUUUCUCCCCACUUUCCUUGAGCUGGAAAACAUUUGUUAUCUACAACUCUGACACUUUGUCUUCUACCAUUUUCUGAGGUGAAACACAAUCCUGUUGCAUUCGUACAAAGGGCCUUUAAACUGCUUAAAGCUAAACUUCCAUCUUUUUUGAGUUCAAUGUCAAUUUCACUUUCUCCACCGCAUUUAAUAGUCACAUAAUCUGAAUAUAAAAGUACAUUAAAUUAAUUUCUCACAUACAAAAGCCUGCUUAUUUCAAUAUUCAAAUAAAAAAGUGAUGUUAUGUAUGAGAGAUUCUUUAUGAAGGACAUCACAAACGCACUUUUUAUAUGGCAAAGAAAGUCGUUUAACUCACCUUCAGAACCCGCCAUUUUGGGGCUGGUAAGUCAUCUAAGCACUUGCAAAUCCCCACGUAUGCCCCACGUCUCCCAGGGGAGGGGGCGGGGGGCUGUUACCAGUGACAAGUGCACAAAACAAAAUGAAUCUGGGUCAUUAAAUGAGGUCUUUGUCUUAAAAAGGGUAUCAAAAUAAGCUUAUUUUGCCUACACUACCCAGAUAGACACCCAUGCAAGAAUAAAUACAGGGGCCUGUAGGUCAGCAAGGACCUUAAAGCCAGUUUAUUGCAAAAUUACCGUAAUACUACGACACUGCUCUUAAUUACAAAACACCCUAUAAUGAAAAACAAACCUCAAAAGAAACUAAAUACGACACCGCCAGAUACAAAACCCAAAACCACUUUGUGGAGAAAAAGGAACGUACACCCCUGCCUGCUGAAAUCAGCCACGGGGCCAACAACUCGGGGGAAAAGGUAUGCAAAAACUAGCUGCCAAGUGCCUAUAAAGAAAUAUAACAGUAUUGGCAAAUAAAAUAAAAGUUAGGAACUCGAAUGGAUGCUAACCUGGGCUAAUUCAAAUUUGCAACGUGCAACUAAACAUCUCUCAAAAAACUACCCACAAUUUCUCCCUGCCAGUUCAGCAGUCCUCUGGUCAGUGCUUGUAAAAUAGGUAUUUCUGUCUGUUCCGUUAUACUACACUGUAAGAAAUACCAUUUUUUCUCUUAAACAGGGUGAGGGUUUGAAGACCUUAGCGGCACACAGUCUCUACCCAAACUCCCCUUUAGUGCACCCACCAGUACCUGAUCACAUGUAAAAAGGCCCAGAAUCUGGAGUUAUUUCUGAAUGCUCCAGAAACAAAACAUCUAGCACAGUUCUGUUCUGAUUGGCUUAGAUUUUGUUUCAUGUUUCACAGGAUUUUAAUACUUGCAAUUGAAUGUUGUUUUCCUUUAGAAUAACAUACUCCCCCAGGUUUAAAGGUGAUGUUACAUGGAUACAUAGACUGAUCUGAUUUGUGUUGUGCUAAAAAUCGUCAUAAUUUGUGAAUCGUCCUGUGUAACAUCACCUUAAGUUUGUAUUUUCAUUUUUGUGAAUUAAUUAAGUGACCACCCAAAAUGCAAAGAGUUGGUGGUCGCUUACCGGAGGUGGUCGCUUAUGCGAGUCGAAGUGCCAGAGGUCUUUUAUGAGGAGAAAUCUGGAAUCUGUGUUUGGGAGAGAAUGUAGUGGAAACAUUUUUAGGUAACAAUAAUAUUAUAUGUAAAUCCAUGUUCUUUCUUAAAGUUCAUCUACUCUGAGUAAUGUAGUAGAUGUGGUAAACGCAAAAAAACAGGACUACAUUACAUCAGGUGGUUGCUGAGAAGAGAGGUUGAAACAGUGAAAAAUCUUAAAACCCUCAUGCUAAUAUAUAAGCAAUGCUUGUGGUCACUUAUGGAGGCAGCCGUUCACAAGAGUUCCAUAGAUAAGUGGUUGCUUAUGGGCGGUGGUUGUUUACUUAAGACAUGGUUGCACAGGGAGGUUACCUAUCUAUCUAUCACAUAAGUAAUCUUGUGUUGGUUUUUAAAGGAAAUGAUAAUCGAAUAUAGCCAUCGUUUAUUGUUUUGAGGACAGGGCAACCACAUAUUAAUUUAUUUAAAUGGGUGGGGGGCAUGGGGGGGGGCUGGAAGGUGGCCUGUAUAAAUCAGGCAUUCUUUUUCUUCCUUUAUUCUCAAAGAAAGAGCCUUAUCGUAAGUUAACAGAGGUUUUAAAUAUCACAUUCUCCUUCCUGCCCCUCCCUCUCAACUCCAAUAUUUUCUUAAUAGGGAAAUUUAAUAUAUCCUCAUACUAUAUCCAUUAUCAACCAUAAAGUUGGAUAAACUAUAAACAGAAAUAGCAGCAAGUGAUUAGGUACAUUGUUACCUUUUGUUUACAAUCAAUUUGAUUGCUUUAUUUUCAGUGCAUAGCCAUUGAGGACAUUAAUCCACAAGCGCCAGUUCAUUUCCUGGUUAUACCAAAGAAAGAAAUAAGAAAGAUAACUGAUGCUACAGAUGAGGAUGAACAAGUAUGUUAAACUUUACCAUUUUGUUUCUUUUUAACUACCCUUGAUUUUUAUAUGACAGCACUGUUAAAAAUUAAGGAUAUUGCUAUUACAGUACUGCAAGUUAAAUUUUUGGACAAUUUCCGAGCCAGUGAGCCAUACGAACUUUGGGGAAAAAUAGAGUUUUAGGCAAUUGUAAAUUCAUGAAAAAUGUUUCCUGCUUAGUUCCUGAGGUUUUGCUGAUGGAAUAUUUGCAGAAUUACGCAGUAUUGAUCGACUUUUACUGAUAAGGGUUAAGUGCUCAUUUCACUGACUAGGCUUAAAGACUCACUUUUUACUUUACGGAUUAGGUUUAAGUGAUGUUUUGGGUUAAAAAUUUUUUUUUACGGAUUAGGGUUAAGUGCUCUUUGGCGUUAAACACUCAUUUACUACGGUUACCUUUUGGUUUUUUUUUUUGUAUUACUGCUUUUUCUAUUUUUUUCUAUUUUUCUUUCGCAUGGCUCGUUGGCUCACACUGUGUCCUAACUCAAUUUAUUGGAUGGAUCAAUUAUUUAAUAUCCUCGGAGAGUUGUUAUCCCAAUUAGGAAAAGGUGCCAUGGGCACCCUUAAUCCAUUAGCCCAUUAGUAUAGAGUCAAACCUUAAAAAAAGUUGACACCCAUGAGACCAGACAAAUGGUGCUUGGUUUCCCUGUGAGGGUAUCGAACUAUUGACUAAAAACCUACCCCUACUCUGGCCUCUUUAUAGCUUCCUCCGGGAGGGGUUACUUCCUAGAAGUAGGCUAAUGGGUAUGUGUCAUUGGAUGGGGUCACAUUUUCAUGACUGGAUUGACUAUUAUGAGGUUGCAUUUUUUAAGAGUUACUAGAAUGGAGUUGCCCAUUUUCAGGCCUUUGGGUGUCAGAAAAUUCAGAUAUGUAGGGAUUUAAAAAUAGAAAGAUUUGCACCACAUUAAGUUGUCAUAAAUGUGUCAGUUCAUUUCAGGGUGACUAAGUUAAAAGUCUUUAUAAGGUGGCUGCAUAAACAGAAAGUGACUAAGUCGGGAUUGCAAGAAUACUUUUUUCCCAAAAUGACUAAGAUGGGGUUUAUAAUAUGGCCACAGAAUAAACUGUAAUGGGGUAGGGAUUCUGAGAUACCAGCGGCACAUGCCCGGCAAAGAUUAACCCAAGUAACCCCUCCCCCUCCCCUACCCGGGAGUUUCAUAGACAUAAUAGACCUCCUUGCAGACAGCUCUGAUACCUGCACUCUGCCCAACGAUUUGAGAUUUCGCGAGGAAAAGUGGAAUAGCAGAUCAAGCUAGAAAUGCGGAGUUCUGGAUCCUGUUAACCUGUUCUCUCACUUUCAACUCCUUUUUGCACCCAGUCGCUUUGAGAGAGAAAUCUUUAUAAUGAAAAUGUAUCAGGGCUGUCAUAAAUUUUUAGAGCAGCCGUAGCAAAUGAAGAUUCACCUGUAACAUCUUCCCAGAACUUUGUAGUGUCACCUAGCUUCCACUUUGAUCACCCAUAAAAUGAAGUGAGCUCAGCUGUAAAAGGUGUUGCGGGUUAUGGCCCUUAAUAACAGCUUUGUGAAUGACUAUGUUUUUAUUUAGCUUCUUGGUCACUGUAUGAUUGUUGCAAAGAAAGUAGCCGCCCAGAAGGGUAUUGACCAGGAAGGGUAUUGUGUGGUAAUCAAUAAUGGUCAACAUGGCUGUCAGUCUGUCUAUCACAUCCAUUUACACGUUUUAGGAGGGCAGAAGCUCAAAUUCCCUCCAGGAUGA
Porites evermanni is the source of this 4909-nucleotide messenger RNA. NCBI's taxonomy places the organism in Eukaryota, Metazoa, Cnidaria, Anthozoa, Scleractinia, Poritidae. The record is from the annotation of a GenBank genome assembly.